AUGUUUGAUUGUAAGGGAAAUUUAGGCCAUCGGCAAAAAAAUUCAAGAAAAAAAGCAUUGAUUACAUAAAGAAAAGUAUAGAUAAUGUGGAUGAUUAAUUUCAAAAUACUGAAAUAUAUUUAAAUGAUAUGUUUCAACAUCAUAAGGUUUAUUAAUGAUUAUAUUAAGCUAUUAUCCAUCAAUAUACUUCAUCGAAUUUCUCUAAACUAGGGAUGUUGA
This is a messenger RNA of Paramecium sonneborni, 219 nucleotides long. The record is from the annotation of a GenBank genome assembly. Lineage: Eukaryota; Ciliophora; Oligohymenophorea; Peniculida; Parameciidae.